This is a messenger RNA of Cryptococcus amylolentus CBS 6039, 396 nucleotides long. RefSeq lists its product as hypothetical. The transcript has a single exon. Lineage: Eukaryota; Fungi; Basidiomycota; Tremellomycetes; Tremellales; Cryptococcaceae. Bases 1 to 396 code for a protein of 131 amino acids. The record is from RefSeq and is a predicted model, not a curated record.
AUGAACCCAGCCGGCGAAAUCCCCUUCUUCUUCAUCGACGGUAUAAAGAUCUACGAGCUCCGUUCCCUCGACGCGUACUCAUUUCAACGCUGGGCCCGCUCCAUCAAAACCCUCCUCCUCAUCAAAGGGCUCCUGCCCAUCCUCCAGCAAGAUGAAAUCUUCAUCAGCCCCACGACGAGUACCGAGUGGGUGAAGAGGGAUAGGGAGGCGUUUGCGUAUUUGAGGAAUGCUGUGGCUUUUGAGGUGGAGAAGGCGCUGAGUAGUGAUACGGUUGAUUAUUCGGAGCCGAGUACGGAGCAUGCGCAUUCGAGGGCGAGGAGGUUUUGGGACUUGAUAAAGGAGGAGGUGUAUAAGAGGAACAGAGCGGGCGGUGUGGGAGGGAGACCGUUUUAUUGA